Coregonus sp. 'balchen' is the source of this 35784-nucleotide messenger RNA. Lineage: Eukaryota; Metazoa; Chordata; Actinopteri; Salmoniformes; Salmonidae. The record is from the annotation of a GenBank genome assembly.
AUGUCCAACGAUGUCAGAUAUUGCGAGAAGUUCUCCUACGUCUUUCUAAAGUUCGCCCUCAUUUUAUAUUCCACUAUCUUCUGGGUGAGUAGCCUAUGCUUAAUACAGACUCUAUGCAAAUAACACAGGGCGUAUAAACGGACUCGCGCAUUUAACCAUGAAUAUUCUUCCUUGAUGGUGUUUGUGAAACACAAAAGGGCAAUGCGUAAAUAUUGUCCACUAGCCUAUUAGGAUUGUUGAUAACUUAAAAGUUAGAUUGGAUCGACAGGUGUCCGAUCUUGUAGCCUACACACGGUUCAUUUUGGGAUUUUGGGCUGGUGGUUUGAUAGGCAUCUGAACGUCGUAUCGUAACCACACCCUCUGGAGGUGACAUUUUACACACUGGCUACUGUUGCCAUUUCAAUGAUAUACACGAUUAAUUUGAAGGAUUAGCUACCUACAACUGUCUUACCAUAACAACAAAAGUAGGCCUAUUGAUGGUCUCAUGGAAUGUCAUAUUUUCUAGAGGAUGUGUAUUGGCAAAUAGCAAAUAAAGUACUAUUUGCAAAGAAAAUGUCAGGGGUAUUAAUUUGCUACAUUGUUUAUGUUUUUGCUGGUGGCUCACUCCUGAGUCUGAUGGAAUGCACAUUUGACAGUGUGUGGCUUUAAAGGGCAUGUGACCGACAGUAUAAGUGUUAAUAAAUGCCAUGUCACGUUUGGAUAAAUAAAGGAUUAUACAUGAGAAGAGUUAGUGCAUAGGAUAUCUUUAUAGUCCAGCUUAUUUCAUCUGUCAGUAGAAUGAGAUCUACAAUGGCUUGUGAUAAAUUGUUGGUGCACAAAGUGCAUUAUGCCCCCUAUACUCAAGGUUGGCAUUUAAAUCCAUUAAACAAGCAAAACAUGUCUUUCAUGGUUAUUUUCUUCAAUAGUUAAAUGGAACCAAUGUUUUGUGAUCUUGAUGGAUGAUCUGAAUAUUUAUUGGUGAUCCUUAAAUGGAUGUUUUGCAUAGAGAGUAAAGAAAUAAUCAUUGUUCAGGGGUUUUCAGUUAUUCAAAUAGACCAUGUUUCACCCUGUACAAUCUUUGGUUUCAAUAAAGCGAAUAGAUUUGAGACUGAAUAGACCAACAAGGUUCCUGCAUUGUUAGGGUUAACAAUAUUUCUACACAAUAUUGUGUUGAUAAUGGCUGUGUGGGCCACUACUGGGCAUAAUGGAUUCAAAUGUGGGCAUCUUUAGUGUUGUCACAAGUCUCUACCACACAUUCACACACCUACAGUGACACCACACACACACAUACACACACACAUACAGAUAUUGGCUCGGAACAAUCUGCCAAGUUUGUUAUGUUGCCAAACUUUGAAAAGUAGCUUUUGAGUUACUCAAAGGAGGAACGAACAAAUCAAAUGGUUACUCAAAGGAGGGACUGUAUUCAGUGACGGAUUCACCCAAGUGAGUGUUUGGAAAAUUGACAGGAAAUCCUGCAGGUCAUCCAACAGGAAUCCUGCAUGAAAAUCCUAUAGUCUGAUAAUUAUUUAUAAUUUCAUGUUUCGUGCAUGGAGUUUUUACCUUCUCAAAUGUUUUGCCUUUGCAUUCCUGUAGGCCUAAUAUUAAAGGUAUAACUGCACUGGUCUCAGAUAUAAGGUAAGCGUCUCCCUAUAAGCUCAUAAUGUCGGCUCAUAAUAAUGUCCAGAACGUAGAGAAUGGAAUGGGAUCAAAUAUGUGGACACCAGGUGUUUAAUGUAUUUGAUACCAUUCCACUGACUCCGCUCCAGCCUUUACCAUGAGCCCAUCCUGCCCAAUUAAGGUGCUACCAACCUCCUGUGAACAUAAACAAAAUGCUGCAAUCUGUUGGAUUUCUCCUGGCAGGCAUUUCUGUCAAGGAGUUGUAUUCCAGUCCACUGACUCUGUGACGUAGCUUCACCAGGUUCACUCACAAGGCUUCAGAGUGUGUGCAUGAAUAGUGGCAUGUAGGUUCGUUAUACAGUUUUGCUGAUGUCCAUUUUCUUUUAUAGAAACAUGCUGAAAUCCAGCUUUUAUAGAUAAAAAAAAUUUUUUAAAAUAAUAAUGUGCUCACUGUUUGCUGCUUCCAAUAAGUUGAUACAGAUAUUGAGUACUUUGCCAUAGGGAAGAAUGGUAAGAUAAAGAGUCAGGUCACAAAAUCAGGCUGAUGAAUGUGAACCCCUGCAGGUUGUUGAGAAUCCACAGAGCCAUGGCAAUGUGUUGCAAUGUCUGGACCCCCUCGUAAUACCAGAUGGGUAUUGGAUUAUGGAUUUGUCAGUAUUGUUUUAAACAACAGUGUGUGUAUCUGCUCAACAACUAGAAUAUGAAAAAAAAAUGUAACAGUAUUUGACCUGGAAACAUAUCAAGUAUUUGAAGCAAAAAUUAUUAUUCUACGACCUAGAUAUCAAAGAAGAGAAGCUAAAUGCCUUUUACGGAGGUGUUUCAUUUUAAGGAUUUGACGUGAUUAUCUGAAUCACAUGCAAGUCAAGAGGUACUUAUCAUUAGCAAUAGUCAUCAGCAAUUAGAUUAAUUAGUGUUAUUUUAUGUGCAUUGAGUGUCCUGUUAAAUAUAUCUAGUAGUGAUGCACUCACACAGUCACUGAAACGUUCGGACUGACGUCAACUCUUACAUCUUGGAUGCUUUUAGUAGCCUACCGUCAUGCCAUAUAAAGUCAUAUAAGCCAUUGAAAAACAAGUCGCUAUUAUCAAAAGAGGUUCAUGAAUAGAACCAAGGAUGGUAUUUUGUUCCACUGAAGUUGCUUCUAUUAAGAGGACAGUGACAGGGCCGGGUAUGUUUGACUUUCUGUCCUGUGGGAACACUCAUGCGUACCAGCACCGUCUUUGAGCACUGUCUUUGAGCACCGUCUUUUAGCGAUCACUGAUUUACUACUUCCACAACUCGCGACAGCUUGAGGUCAUGGUCCCUUGUCUCUGCUGAUGUUCCUCUCUAGACCAGCAGACAGACAAGCUGCCUUACCCUCUGGUGCACAAUUCCACAUGGUAUGUUUAACCUUAGGACAGCGUUUUACUGUGUUGUGAGCACACUGUACACAGAAACGAAUACAAACCCUUACGAAAAAAGAUUGCAGUACGCUACAAAUACUGCAGCCAAAAUAUAUAUAUAUAAAUUUUUUGCAGUGUAAGUGCAGUUACAUUUUUACAUUUACAUUUUAGUCAUUUAGCAGACGGUCUUAUCCAGAGCGUCUUACAGUUAGUGAGUGCAUACAUACAGUGGGGAGAACAAGUAUUUGAUACGCUGCCGAUUUUGCAGGUUUUCCUACUUACAAAGCAUGUAGAAGUCUGUAAUUUGUAUCAUAGGUACACUUCAACUGUGAGAGACGGAAUCUAAAACAAAAAUCCAGAAAAUCACAUUGUAUGAUUUUUAAGUAAGUAAUUUGCAUUUUAUUGCAUGACAUAAGUAUUUGAUCACCUACCAACCAGUAAGAAUUCCGGCUCUCACAGACCUGUUUCUUCUUUUUUAAGAAGCCCUCCUGUUCUCCACUCAUUACCUGUAUUAAUUGCACCUGUUUGAACUUAUCUGUAUAAAAGACACCUGUCCACACACUCAAUCAAACAGACUCUAACCUCUCCACAAUGGCCAAGACCAGAGAGCUGUGUAAGGACAUCAGGGAUAAAAUUGUAGACCUGCACAAGGCUGGGAUGGGCUACAGGACCAUAGGCAAGCAGCUUGGUGAGAAGGCAACAACUGUUGGCGCAAUUAUUAGAAAAUGGAAGAAGUUCAAGAUGACGGUCAAUCACCCUUGGUCUGGGGCUCCAUGCAAGAUCUCACCUCGUGGGGCAUCAAUGAUCAUGAGGAAGGUGAGGGAUCAGCCCAGAACUACACAGCAGGACCUGGUCAAUGACCUGAAGAGAGCUGGGACCACAGUCUCAAAGAAAACCAUUAGUAACACACUACGCCGUCAUGGAUUAAAAUCCUGCAGCGCACGCAAGGUCCCCCUGCUCAAGCCAGCGCAUGUCCAGGCCCGUCUGAAGUUUGCCAAUGGCCAUCUGGAUGAUCCAGAGGAGGAAUGGGAGAAGGUCAUGUGGUCUGAUGAGACAAAAAUAGAGGUUUUUGGUCUAAACUCCACUCGCCGUGUUUGGAGGAAGAAGAAGGAUGAGUACAACCCCAAGAACACCAUCCCAACCGUGAAGCAUGGAGGUUGAAACAUCAUUCUUUGGGGAUGCUUUUCUGCAAAGGGGACAGGACGACUGCACCGUAUUGAGGGGAGGAUGGAUGGGGCCAUGUAUCGUGAGAUCUUGGCCAACAACCUCCUUCCCUCAGUAAGAGCAUUGAAGAUGGGUCGUGGCUGGAUCUUCCAGCAUGACAACGACCCGAAACACACAGCCAGGGCAACUAAGGAGUAAGAAGCAUCUCAAGGUCCUGGAGUGGCCUAGCCAGUCUCCAGACCUGAACCCAAUAGAAAAUCUUUGGAGGGAGCUGAAAGUCCAUAUUGCCCAGUGACAGCCCCGAAACCUGAAGGAUCUGGAGAAGGUCUGUAUGGAGGAGUGGGCCAAAAUCCCUGCUGCAGUGUGUGCAAACCUGGUCAAGACCUACAGGAAACGUAUGAUCUCUGUAAUUGCAAACAGGUUUCUGUACCAAAUAUUAAGUUCUGCUUUUCUGAUGUAUCAAAUACUUAUGUCAUGCAAUAAAAUGCAAAUGAAUUACUUAAAAAUCAUACAAUGUGAUUUUCUGGAUUUUUGUUUUAGAUUAAGUCUCUCACAGUUGAAGUGUACCUAUGAUAAAAAUUACAGACCUCUACAUGCUUUGUAAGUAGGAAAACCUGCAAAAUCGGCAGUGCAUCAAAUACUUGUUCUCCCCACUGUAUACAGGUAUAGGACGUAAUGAACACCGGAGAAUGUCACCUUUGUAAUAAUAGAUCAGGAUUACAUACUGGUUCAUUAGUGCUGGAGGAGUUACUACUGUGGUCCUCUGUAGUGCAGUUACAUUUUUACAUUUUAGUCAUUUAGCAGACGGUCUUAUCCAGAGCGUCUUACAGUUAGUGAGUGCAUACAUAUAUAUUUUAAUUUUUUUCCAUACUGGACCCCCGUGGGAAACGAACCCACAACCCUGGCGUUGCAAACGCCAUGCUCUACCAACUGAGCUACACGGGACUACAGUUACAGUGCAGUUCAACUGCUUUACACUGCAGUUAUUCUGCAAUUACUGCGUCCAAAAUACCACAGUCGACUGCAGUUAAGGCACUUUUAUUGCAGUUUCAACACUGCAAUCUUUUUUUUGUUUGGGAAAGGCUCUGUGAAUGACAGCCAUCAUGUUUCCUAUGGAUUUUGUAGAGACUGUAUUAUACAGCACUGUAUAGGCCUAUUGCCAGUUUACUGCCGAACUCUGUUCCUCCCUUGUGUGUUUGCAUGUAGAUGAGGAGGUUUACCUAGCAACCAGAUAUAGCGCCCUCCAUUUGGACUGGUAUCAAGGGAUCGAAAAGCCUUGUACUUUCCUGUGUAGGCCUACAUUGCAGUAUCAAUCUCAGUUCAGAAAGCAGUGCCGCCUCAUAGCUGUUUGGUGUGUCUCUUUCAAUUACCGACCACCUGUAGCAUCAGAACAGUCACAAUCGCAACAGCAGAGCUCAGAGCGUUCUACUUGCAAUUAAAACCUCUGGCAUUAUGUGCACAGCCGGUUUCUUUGAAUUACUCACAAUGCUAGAAUCCCUGCAUUGGUGUUUGAAGAGAAAAUCUAUUUGGCCCUGAAGCGGGGAAAGCUGUCCAAUCAGCUGCCUGUGGCACACCUGCCACCUGGGGAAACAGACAUUCAUAGACCCAGAGACACUGAUUCGUUGUCACAGGUAUAGGACGUAAUGAACACCGGAGAAUGUCACCUUUGUAAUAAUAGAUCAGGAUUACAUACUGGUUCAUUAGUGCUGGAGGAGUUACUACUGUGGUCCUCUGUAGCUCAGCUGGUAGAGCACGGCGCUUGUAACGCCAAGGUAGUGGGUUCGAUCCCCGGGACCACCCAUACACAAAAAAAAUAUUAUGCACGCAUGACUGUAAGUCGCUUUGGAUAAAAGCGUCUGCUAAAUGGCAUAUUAUAUUUUUUUAUUAUUAUACUACUCCCAAUAGAAAAUGAAUACAAUCGCAACUGCAAUCGCUUUCCAACCAAGGUCUAUGAACAAGGGAAGCUGGAAGAAAUAUAAUAUUUCACUUUCAAAGUUCACUUACUGUUAAACCAAUGUGUUUCUGUGUUUGCAUUAACAUGUUGUGAAUAAGUGAUUUUAAAUUGUUUCCUAUUAACUAUUGUCAUUACUUUUAAAGAGAGCCCUUCUCCUUUUUUGGAAUUACUUUGACACUUUUAGUAAAAGAUCAGAUGCAUUGCUUUUCUACUAAUGCUUAGCAAACUAAUCGGCUAAUGGACUGCCAAUAACCUUAAUCUCUCAAAUUAGAAUGAAUCUUUGCAUUGAACUGUAUACUCUAAGAACUCUGAAUCAAUGGUUAAUCUAUUACAUCUAAACUGUUAUCUAGCACAGAUGUUAUUUACUGAUGAAUUACCCUCCGCAGGGAGCCAUCCCACUGGGCACAAACUGGUUGAAUCAACGCAAUGUUUUGAAAGUCUUGCCUACUUCACCCAUAUUUGUUGUUUCAGAAAAAAGUAGUGUGUAGUUCCAGUAGUUAGCUGCACCGCUACAUGGUAAAAACAUAUAAUUAACUACUGAAAACACUACCAAGAUUUGAUUCAGUUCAACUACCACCCAGCUACUGCAAAAUGUAGUUAAAUUACUAGUUGAACUACAUAAAUCAGAUUUUUUUUUUACAGUUGAAGUCGGAAGUUUACAUACACCUUAGCCAAAUACAUAUAAACUCAGUUUUUCACAAUUCCUGACAUUUAAUCCUAGUAAAAAUUCCCUGUCUUAGGUCAGUUAGGAUCACCACUUUAUUUUAAGAAUGUGAAAUGUCAGAAUAAUAGUAGAGUGAUUUAUUUCAGCUUUUAUUUCUUUCAUCACAUUCCCAGUGGGUCAGAAGUUUACAUACACUCAAUUAGUAUUUGGUAGCAUUGCCUUUAAAUUGUUUCACUUGGGUCAAAUGUUUCGGGUAGCCUUCCACAAGCUUCCCACAAUAAGUUGGGUGAAUUUUGGCCCAUUCCUCCUGACAGAGCUGGUGUAACUGACUCCGGUUUGUAGGCUUCCUUGCUCGCACACACUUUUUCAGUUCUGCCCACAAAUGUUCUAUAUGAUUGAGGUCAGGGCUUUGUGAUGGCUACUCCAAUACCUUGACUUUGUUGUCCUUAAGCCAUUUUGCCAAAACUUUGUAAGUAUGCUUGGGGUCAUUGUCCAUUUGGAAGACCCAUUUGCGACCAAGCUUUAACUUCCUGACUGAUGUCUUGAGAUGUUGCUUCAAUAUAUCCACAUAAUUUUCCUUCCUCAUGAUGCCAUCUAUUUUGUGAAGUGCACCAGUCCCUCCUGCAGCAAAGCACCCCCACAGCAUGAUGCUGCCACCCCCAUGCUUCACACUUUGGAUGGUGUUCUUCGGCUUGCAAGCCCCCCUUUUUCCUCCAAACAUAACGAUGGUCAUUAUGGCAAAACAGUUCUAUUUUUGUUUCGUCAGACCAGAGGACAUUUCUCCAAAAAGUACGAUCUUUGUCCCCAUGUGCAGUUGCAAACCGUAGUCUGGCUUUUUUAUGGCGGUUUUGGAGCAGUGGCUUCUACCUUGCUGAGAGGCUUUUCAGGUUAUGUCGAUAUAGGACUCGUUUUACUGUGGAUAUAGAUACUUUUGUAACUGUUUCCUCCAGCAUCUUCACAAGGUCCUUUGCUGUUGUUCUGGGAUUGAUUUGCACUUUUCGCACCAAAGUACGUUAAUCUCUCAGAGACAGAACGCGUCUCCUUCCUGAGCGGUAUGAGUGCUGCGUGGUCCCAUGGUGUUUAUACUUGCGUACUAUUGUUUGUACAGAUGAACGUGGUACCUUCAGGCGUUUGGAAAUUGCUCCCAAGGAUGAACCAGACUUGUGGAGGUCUUUGCUGAUUUCUUUUGAUUUUCCCAUGAUGUCAAGCAAAGAGGCACUGAGCUUAAGGUAGGCCUUGAAAUACAUCCACAGGUACACCUCCAAUUGACUCAAAUGAUGUCAAUUAGCCUAUCAGAAGCUUCUAAAGCCAUGACAACAUUUUCUGGAAUUUUCCAAGCUGUUUAAAGGCACAUUCAAGUUAGGGUAUAUAAACUUCUGACCCACUGGAAUUGUCAUCCAGUGAAUUCUAAGUGAAAUAAUCAGUCUGUAAACAAUUGUUGGAAAAAUUACUUAUGUCAUGCACAAAGUAGAUGUCCUAACCGACUUGCCAAAACUAUAGUUUGUUAACAAGAAAUUUGUGGAGUGGUUGAAAAAUGAGUUUUAAUGACUCCAACCUAAGUGUAUGUAAACUUCCGACUUCAACUGUAUAUGAAUAAAGACUUGCUAAAGUGCCCAAAUUCCAGUAUUGGAGUAGUGAACUACAUGUAGUUCAACUAGUAAUUUAUCAACUUAAUUUUGCAGUAGCUUGGUGGUAGUUGUACUGAAUCAAAUCUAGGUAGUCUUUUCAGUAGUUAAUUAUAUUUUUGCGGUGUAGCUAAUUACUGGAACUACACACUACUUUUUUCUGCAAAAAAUAAAAUAUGGGUGAAGUAGGCAAGAAUUUCCUUUCUUUUUCGACAUCUGUAGUCAUGAAAUGCUUUGAUCAUAGCUCACAUCAACACCAUCAUCCCAGACACCCUGGACCCACUCCAAUUCGCAUACCGCCCCAACAGAUCCACAGAUGACGCAAUCUCUAUUGCACUCCACACUGCCCUUUCCCACCUGGACAAAAGGAACACCUAUGUGAGAAUGCUGUUCAUUGACUAUAGCUCAGCAUUCAACACCAUUGUGCCCUCAAAUCUCAUCACUAAUCUAAGGACCCUGGGACUCCCUCUGCAACUGGAUCCUGGACUUCCUGACGGGCCGCCCCCAGGUGGUGAGGGUAGGCAACAACACAACAUCAUUACGUUUUCCUACGUCACGACAGUGGUAGGCCUGAUCAUCAAACGAUGAUGAAACAGCCUAUAGGUCAGAGACCUGGCAGUGUGGUGCAGGACAAUAACCUCUCCCUCAUUGUCAGCAAAGUAGCUGAUCGUGGACUACAGGAAACGGAUGGGCAAGCACGCCCCCAUUCACAUCGAUGGGGCUGUAGUGGAGCGGGUCGAGAGCUUCAAGUUCCUCUGUGUCCACAUCACUAAGGACCUACCAUUGUCCAAACACAUCAACAUAAUAUUGUAGAAGGCACGACAAUGCCUCUUCCCCCCUCAGCAGGCUGAAAAUAUUUGUCAUGGGCCCUCAGAUCCUCAAAGUUCUACAGCUGCACCAUCGAGAGCAUCUUGACUGGCUGCAUCACCGCUUGGUAGUGUUGUCAUGAUACCAGAUAUUUGACUUCGAUACCAGAUUUAGUAUCAUAAUACUCUAUACCGAAACGAUACUCAAUACUGAAAUGAUACCACGACAACAAAAAAAAGCGUAUUAGCUAAAUUUACAGAAUAACCACUGGGCUUUUUAUUAUUAUUAUUAUUUUUUUACAUUGAACUAUGUGUUUAACUCUUAGAACAAAUAAAAUAACAAAUAGAAUAUCUAUUACUUUAUACUAUUCCAGGUAUUCCUUAAAGAGGUAGGGUUUCAAGUGUCUCCGGAAGGUGGUCAGUGACUCCGCUGUCCUGGCAUCGUGGGGGAGCUUAUUCCACCAUUGGGGUGCCAGAGCAGCGAAUAGCUUUGACUGGGCUGAGCGGGAACUGUGCCUCCGUAGAGGUAGGGGAGCUAGCAGGCCAGAGGUGGAUGAACGUAGUGCCCUCGUUUGGGUGUAGGGUCUGAUCAGAGCCUGAAGGUAAGGAGGUGCCAUUCCCCUCACAGCUCUGUAGGCAAGCACCAUGGUUUUGUAGUAGAUGCAAGCCUCAACUGGAAGCCAGUGGAGUGUGCGGAGGAGCGGGGUGACAUGAGAGAACUUGGGAAGGUUGAACACCAGACGGGCUGCAGCGUUCUGGAUAAGUUGUAGGGGUUUAAUGGCACAGGCAGGGAGCCCAGCCAACAGCGAGUUGCAGUUAUCCAGACGGGAGAUGACAAGUGCCUGGAUUAGCACCUGUGCCGCUUUCUGUGUAAGGUAGGGUCAUACUCUGCAAAUGUUGUAGAGCAUGAACCUGCAGGAUUGGGUCACCGCUUUGAUGUUAGCGGAGAACGACAGGGUGUUGUCCAGGGUCACACCAAGGUUCUUUGCACUCUGGGAGGAGGACACAAUGGAGUUGUCAACCGUGAUGGCGAGAUAAUGGAGCGGGCAGUCCUUCCCCGGGAUGAAGAGCAGCUCCGUCUUGCCGAGGUUCAGCUUGAGGUGGUGAUCCGACAUCCACACUGAUAUGUCUGCCAGACAUGCAGAGAUGCGAUUCGCCACCUGGUUAUCAGAAGGGGGAAAGGAGAGAAUUAAUUGUGUGUCGUCUGCGUAGCAAUGAUAGGAGAGACCAUGUGAGGAUAUGACAGAGCCAAGUGACUUGGUGUGUAGAGAGAAUCGGAGAGGGCCUAGAACUGAGCCCUGGGGGACACCAGUGGUGAGAGCACGUGGUGCGGAGACAGAUUCUCGCCACGCCACCUGGUAGGAGCGACCUGUCAGGUAGGACGCAAUCCAAGAGUGAGCAGCGCCGGAGAUGCCCAACUCGGAGAGGGUGGAGAGGAGGAUCUGAUGGUUCACAGUAUCAAAGGCAGCGGAUAGGUCUAGAAGGAUAAGAGCAGAGGAGAGAGAGUUAGCUUUAGCAGUGCGGAGAGCCUCCGUGACACAGAGAAGAGCAGUCUCAGUUGAAUGACCAGUCUUGAAACCUGACUGGUUUGGAUCAAGAAGGUCAUUCUGAGAGAGAUGGCAGGAGAGUUGGCUGGAGACGGCACGUUCAAGAGUUUUUGAGUGAAAAGAAAGAAGGGAUACUGGUCUGUAGUUGUUGACAUCGGAGGGAUCGAGUGUAGGUUUUUUGAGGAGGGGUGCAACUCUCGCUCACUUGAAGACGGAAGGGACAAGGCCAGCGGUCAAGGAUGAGUUGAUGAGCGAGGUGAGGUAAGGGAGAAAGUCUCCGGAAAUGGUCUGGAGAAGAGCGGAGGGGAUAGGGUCAAGAGGGCAGGUUGUUGGGCGGCCGGCCGUCACAAGUUGCAGGAUUUCAUCUGGAGAGAGAGAGGGGAGAAAGAAGUCAAAGCAUAGGGUAGGGCAGUGUGAGCAGGACCAGCGGUGUCAUUUGACUUAAUAAAUGAGGAUCGGAUGUCAUCAACCUUCUUUACGAAAUGGUUGACGAAGUCAUCCACAGAGAGGGAGGGGGAGGAAGAGGAGGAGGAUUCAGCAGGGAGGAGAAGGUGGCAAAGAGCUUCCUAGGGUUAGAGGCAGAGGCUUGAAAUUCAGAGUGGUAGAAAGUGGUUUGGCAGCGGAAACAGAGGAAGAGAAUGUAGAGAGGAGGGAGUGAAAAGAUGACAGGCCCUCCAUUUCCGCUCGGCUGCCCGGAGCCCUCUUUUGUGAGCUCGCAAGGAUAGGGGAUAUAGAGAGUCAAAAGAUGCAGAAAGGGAGGAGAGGAGGGUUGAGGAGGCAGAAUCAGGAGAUCGGAGGGAGAAGGAUUUAGCAGAGGGAAGAGAUGAUAGGAUGGAAGAGGAGAGAUUAGCGGGAGAGAGAGGGCGACGGUUGCGACGGCACAUUACCAUCUGAGUAGGGGCAGAGUGAGUAGUGUUGGAGGAGAGCGAGUGAGAAAAGGAUACAAAGUAGUGGUCAGAGACUUGGAGGGGAGUUGCAGUGAGAUUAGUAGAAGAACAGCAUCUAGUAAAGAUGAGGUCAAGCGUAUUGCCUGCCUUGUGAGUAAGGGGGGACGGUGAGAGGGUGAGGUCAAAAGAGGAAAGGAGUGGAAAGGAGGAGGCAGAAAGAAAAGAGUCAAAGGCAGAUGUAGGGAGGUUAAAGUCACCCAGAACUGUGAGGGGUGAGCCAUCCUCAGGAAAGGAACUUAUCAAGGCGUCAAGCUCAUUGAUGAACUCUCCAAGGGAACCUGGAGGGCGAUAAAUGACAAGGAUGUUAAGCUUGAAUGGGCUGGUGACUGUGACAGCAUGGAAUUCAAAUGAGGAGAUAGACAGAUGGGUCAGGGGAAAAAGAGAGAAUGUCCACUUGGGAGAGAUGAGGAUUCCUGUGCCACCGCCGCGCUGACCAGAUGCUCUCGGGGGAUGCGAGAACACAUGGUCAGACGAGGAAAGAGCAGUAGGAGUAGCAGUGUUUUCUGUGGUAAUCCAUGUUUCCGUCAGUGCCAAGAAGUCGAGGGACUGGAGGGUAGCAUAGGCUGAGAUUAAAUCUGCCUUGUUGGCCACAGAACGGCAGUUCCAGAGGCUCCCAGAGACCUGGAACUCCACGAGGGUCGUGCGCACAGGGACCACCAGAUUAGUGGCAACAGCCACGUGGUGUGAAGCGUUUGUAUGGCCUGUGCAGAGAGGAGAGAACAGGGAUAGACAGACACAUAGUUGACAGGCUACAGAAAACGGCUACAAUAAUGCAAAGGAUAUCGGAAUGAAAUGAACUAAACAUCUGGGAAAGCGAGAGAGCGGGGCCUCCCUCACUUACGUUUCACUGAAACACUCAAAUAUAAUUCUCCCAAUUUCCACUUUAGAAAUUAUAAUUGUUGUAAACUACAGCGGUUCAAUGUUUUCUAGGAAUAGACUCUAACUUAGUUUAUUCAGCUAGCUAACUUGGUACAGUAAUCUUCCGUGAAACCCGUCCAGGGCACCGACUCCUAUGACGCCAUAGCCAACUAGCAUGCCAGCCUCCAAUAACACGGUUUAGCACCAAUACUCGGUUACAACAAACCACCAGUGUGUUAACACGCCAAGCAGAUCAUUCGUGUCCGUGUCUAACGUUGUGUUAAGUUUUGGGUUAGUUUUGACAGUUUGAGUGAGUACAUCGUCAACUUAUUCAGCCAGAUAGUUAGCAUACUAGCUAGAAACCCAUAGGCUUUGUCCAACUAACCAUGGCGGAAUUAGUGCCUACAAAAAGUAUACUACGAUUCUCAGAGUGCAUUUCACUUCCCAGGGUGCAAUGCCCCGCCCAGGGUUACUGGCUACUGCUAGCAAGCCCAGACAAAUGCUAAGUAGUCUAAAUAUAUUACUGGCAUUGUAACCGACUUCCGUGGGCAAAUGCUCACCUUCGAUGGCCACUGACAUCCACUCUUCACAGAUUAAUCCCGGUUUCAACUGUACCGGACAGAUGGCAGACAGCGUGUAUGGUGUUGUGUGGGCGAGCGGUUUGCUGAUGUCAACGUUGUGAACAGAGUGCCCCAUGGUGGCAGUGGGGUUAUGGUAUGGGCAGGCAUAAGCUACGGACAACGAACACAAUUGCAUUUUAUCGAUGCAAUUUGAAUGCACAGCGAUACCGUGACGAGGCCCAUUGUCGUGCCAUUCAUCUGCCGCCAUCACCUCACGGCCCCAUGUCGCAAGGAUCUGCACACAGUUCCUGGAAGCGGAACAUUUCCCAGUUCUUCCAUGGCCUGCAUUCUCACCAGAGAUGUCAUCCAUUGAGCAUGUUUGGGAUGCUCUGGAUCGACGUGUACGACAGCGUGUUCCAGUUCCCCCCCCAAUAUUCCCCUCCAGUUCCCCCCCAUUUGAAGAGGAGUGGGACAACAUUCCACAGGCCACUAUCAACAGCCUGAUCAACUCUGUGAUAGAUGUGUCGCGCUGCAUGAGGCAAAUGAUCCACGCCCCUACAAAUGUUUGUAUCUGUGACCAACAGAUGCAUAUAUGUAUUCCCAGUCAUGUGAAAUCCGUAGAUUAGGGCCUAAUGAAUUUAUUUCAAUUUACUGAUUUCCUUAUUUGAACUGCAACUCAGAUACAGGUACAAAAAAACUAUCAAAGAAAUGCAUGCAAAGAUAACCCCAACCCAUUUGGCACUUAAUAGGUACUUACUAUAGUCAUUUUUAUUUAUUUUUUAUCUUGAUGGAAAAACAGAAUAAAAUAAAAAAAGUUGAAUAUGUGCUCUUUUAAGGAAGAAUGUUAAAAUUAGGUGAAAUUAUCGUGUUUAAUUUUUUUUUCUUUACCAAGUUACACUAUUCAGAAGGGGCCUGGAACAUGGAUACUGGGGGGUGGAACAACCCAUUUUAUAAGUAAACAUUCUGUAUAGGUAACCACUCUUGUCCCCUAUACUAAAUUCUCUCAUCUCCAUGUCUCUAUAUCCGGUAGCUGGUUGGGGGGUUCAUCCUAGCCAUCGGUAUCUAUGCGGAGGUGGAGCGGCAGCGCUACAAAACCCUGGAUGGGGUGUUCCUGGCCCCCGCCGUCAUCCUGAUCGUCCUGGGGGUGGUGAUGUUCAUUGUCUCGUUCAUCGGCGUGUUAGCCUCCCUCAGGGACAACCUGCUGCUCCUCAAAGUGGUGAGUAGUAGACUCACACAAUUACAUACAACACUGUGAUAUAGGCUUGAGGUUCAUCAGGUUCACUACACACCAGACCUGGGUCAAAUGCAUACAGUGCCUUCAGAAAGUAUUCACACCCUUUUCCCACAUUUUGUUGUGUUACAGCCUGAAUUUAAAAUGGAUUACAUUUAGAUUUUGUGUGACUAGCCUAUACACAAUACCCCAUCAUGUCAAAGUGGAAUUAUGUUUUUCGAAAUAUUUACAAAUUAAUAAAAAAUGAAAAGCUGAAAUGUCUUCAGUCAAUAAGUAUUCAACCCCUUUGUUAUGGCACAUCUAAAUAAAUUGGGGCUGCCGAGUGGCGCAGCGAUCUAAAGUACUGCAUCUCAGUGCUUGAGGCAUCACUACAGACCCCCUGGUUCGAUUCCACGCUGUAUCACAACCGGCCGUGAUUGGGAGUCCCAUAGGGCGGCGCACAAUUGGCCAAGCGUCGUCCGGGUUUGGCCGGUGUAGACCGUCAUUGUAAAUAAGAAUUUGUUCUUAACUGACUUGCCUAGUUAAAUUAAAGGUAAAAAUAAAAAAUAAAGUUCAGAAGUAAAGAUGUGCUGUGGACUCACUCUGUGUGCAAUAAUGGUGUUUAACAUGAUUUUUGAAUGACUACGUAAUCUCUGUACCCCAAACAUACAAUUAUCUGUAAAAUCCCUCAGUCGAGCAGUGUAUUUCAAGCAGAAUCAAUAACAAAGACCAGGGAGGUUUUCUAAUGCCUCGUAAAGAAUGGUACCUAUUGGUAGAUGGGUAAAAAAAACAAAAAGCAGACAUUGAAUAUCUCUUUGAGCAUGGUGAAGUUAUUGAUUACACUUUGAAUGGUAUAUCAAUACACCCAGUCACUACAAAGAUAAAGGCGUCCUUCCUAACUCAGUUGCCGGAGAGGAAGGAAACCGCUCAGGGAUUUCACCAUGAGGCCAAUUGUGACUCUAAAACAGUUACAGGGUUUAAUGGCUGUGACAGGAGAAAACUGAGGAUGUAUCAACAACAUUGUAGUUACUCCACAAUACUAACCUAAAUGACAGAGUGAAAAGAAGGAAGCCUGUACAGAAUAAAAAAUAUUCCAAAACAUGCAUCCUGUUUGCAAUAAGGCACUAAAGUAAAACUGCAGAAAAUGUGGCAAAGAAAUGUACUUUAUGUUCUGAAUACAAAGUGUUAUGUUUGGGGCAAAUCCAACACAACACAUCACUGAGUACUACUCUUCAUAUUUUCAAGCAUAGUGGUGGCUGCAUCAUGUUAUGUGUAUGCUUGUCAUCGGCAAGGGCUAGGGAGUGUUUUUGUUGUUGAUAAAAAUAAACGGAAUAGAGCUAAGCACAGGCAAAAUCCUAGAGGAAAGCCUGGUUCAGUCUGCUUUCCACCAGACACUCUGAGAUGAAUUCACCUUUCAGCAGAACAACAAAUUAAAACAAGGCCAAAAAUACACUGUAGUAGCUUACUAAGACGACAUUCAUUAAAUGUUCUUGAAUUGCCUAGUUAGUUUUGACUUAAAUCGGCUUGAAUAUAUAUGGCAAGACUCAAAUGGAUGUCUAGCAAUGAUCAACAACCAGCUUGACAGAGUUUGAAGAAUUUUAAAAAGAAAAAUUUGCAAAUAUUGUACAAUCCAGGUGUGCAAAGCUCUUAGAGACUUACCCAGAAAGACUCACAGCUGUAAUUGCUGCCAAAGAUAUUGACUCAGGGGUGUGAAUACUUAUGGAAAGGAGAUAUUUCUGUAUUUCAUUUUCAAUACAUUUGCAAAAAUGACUAAAAACAUGUUUUCACUUUGUCAUUAUGGGUGUUUUGUGUAGAUGGGUGAGGGGGAAAAAAUAUAUUUAAUACAUUUUGAAUUCAGGCUGUUAACACAGCAAAAUGUGUAGUAAGUCAAGGGGUGUGAAUACUUUCUGAAUGCACUGUAUGUCAAAUACAAUAUGUUCAUGUAUUUAAGCUGUGCUUUAUUUACCUUGGGCUUUACACUUUUGGGACUACUCCAUUGGUUCCAUUGUACCUGAAAAAAGGGUUGGUCGCUAAAUCCGGCGAACAGUAGGACAAUGUAAAAACGGCUAGCUUGAGCUCAUCUGAGAGGUUGGCUGGAUAUGCCCUCACCCGCUAUAAACUUAAUGCUGAUUGGUUUUGGUUCUGACAACUAUAGAUCUGUUCAGUUAGAACAUGAUGUUGAGGCCCAUCACUGUAACUUGGUCACCACCACACACACACACACACACACACACGUACGUGGACACAGCUGCGUCCAUUAGGUUUUAUAUUUGGUGCAUUCAGAAAGUAUUCAGACCUCCUGACUUUUUCCACAUUUUGUUACGUUACAGCCUUAUUCUAAAAUUGAUUAAAUUGUUUACCCCCCCUCAUCAAUGUACACACUAUCCCACAAUGACAAAGCAAAAACAAGUUUUUGGAAAUGUUUGAAAAUGUAUUAAAAAUACAAAAUAGAAAUAUCCCAUUUACAUAAGUAUUCAGACCCUUUACGCAGUACUUUGUUGAAGCACCUUUGGCAGCAAUUACAGCCUUGAGUUGUCUUGGGUAUGACGCAACAAGCUUGGCACACCUGUAUUUGGGGAGUUUCUCCCAUUAUUCUCUGCAGAUACUCUCAAGCUCUGUCAGGUUGGUUGGGGAGUGUCGCUGCACAGCUAUUUUCGGUUUCUCCAGAGAUGUUUGAUCGGGUUCAAGUCCGGGCUCUGCCUGGGCCACUCAAGGACAUUCAGAGACUUGUCCCGAAGCCACUCCUGCGUUGUCUUGUCUGUGUGCUUAGGGUCAUUAUCCUGUUGGAAGGUGAACCUUCGCCCCAUUCUGAGGUCCUGAACGCUCUGUAGCAGGUUUUCAUCAAGGAUCUCUCUGUACUUUGCUCCGUUCAUCUUUCCCUCGAUCCUGACUAGUCUCCCAGUCCCUGCCACUGAAAAACACCCCCACAGCAUGAUGCCACCACAAUGCUUCACUGUAGGGAUGGUGCCAGGUUUCCUCCAGACAUGACGCUUGGCAUGCAGGCCAAAGAGUUCAAUCUUGGUUUCAUCAGACCAGAGAAUCUUGUUUCUCAUGGUCUGAGAGUCCUUUAGGUGCCUUUUGGCAAACUCCAAGUGGGCUGUCAUGUGCCUUUUACUGAGGAGUGGCUUCUGUCUGGCCACUCUACCAUAAAGGCCUGAUUGGUGGAGUGCUGCAGAGAUGGUUGUCCUUCUGGAAGUUUCUCCCAUCUCCACAGAGGAACUCUGGAUCUCUGUCAGUGACCAUCGGGUUCUUGGUCACCUCCCUGACCAAGGCCCUUCUCCCCCGAUUGCUCAGUUGGUGGAAGAGUCAUGGUGGUUCCAAACUUCUUCCAUUUAAGAAUGAUGGAGGCCACUGUUCUUGGGGACCUUCAAUCCUGCAGACAUUUUUUGGUACCCUUCCCCAGAUCUGUGCCUCGACACAAUCCUGUCUCGGAGCUCUACGGACAAUUCCUUCGACCUCAUGGCUUGGUUUUUGCUCUGACAUGCACUGUCAACUGUGGGACCUUUUAUAUAGACAGGUGUGUGCCUUUGCAAAUCAUGUCCAAUCAAUUGAAUUUACCACAGGUGGACUCCAAUCAAGUUGUAGAAACAUCUCAAGGAUGAUCAGUGGAAACAGGAUGCACCUGAGCUCAAUUUCGAGUCUCAGAGCAAAAGGCCUGAAUACUUAUGUAAAUAAUUGUUUUUUUGUUUGUUUUUUUGCACACAAAAAAUAAAACUGUUUUCGCUUUGUCAUUAUGGGGUAUUGUGUGUAGAUUGAGGAUUUGUUAUUUAUUUAAUCCAUUUUAGAAUAUGGCUGUAACGUAAGAAAAUGUGGAGAAAGGAAGAGGUCUGAAUACUUUCCGGAUGCACUGUAGGUGGUGCAUAACACUUCAAGAUAGAAAAACAGUGAUGUAAGAGUCUGUCACUACACAAAUCUUCUCGAGACGGCAGGGGAACAUGCUCUGACUUGAGGUGUGCGUGGUGGAGACCUGGAGUGCAUCCAAGCACCCUGAUUGGUUGGAAUUGAGAGGGAUGAUUGACAGGUCUGAAGGCCAGUCAGGUUAAGAGGGCCAGCCUUUUUUACAGUACGAUUCCAUUGGUUUCAGUUGUUAAAUUCUAGGAAGUUACAAGUUACAACACUCACUGCAUGGACAUGGAAUGAGCCUUAUGUGCUUCUGUGACUGUGUACAUUCCUUGAAACAGUAUUUCUCUAUAAUUUCAGGUCUUCAGUGCUAGUGGCAUGAGAUUAUUUAGCUCUCAUAUCAGUAUGUGCUAAGCCAUAAACGUUGCAAAGCAGCUUGGUUUGUUUUUAGUUUGGUUUGUCUGCAAGGUCAAACAAAUAAUGAAGACGACCACUAAUGAAAGUCCACUAGCUACAUAAAUAUCACUGAGUAUUCAUUUGGCACAGUUUAGCCACCCCGGCCACCCGCGUUGACAACAUUUGAAAUAUGUAAUCAUACUGUAGCAGGCCCUCAUCCAUUUUGCAUUUUUCACUUUGCUCUUAUGAAUUAAUGACCGAAUGAAUAUUAAUCACAUUUGAGAUGCUUGCAUCCACUUUUAAUGAGACACCAGUACUUGUAACGUCUUGAAUUUGAUUCCUUUAUAUAGUUCGACUCCCUUUUGAAUGUAUUUGAGUUUUUUGUUUUCUUCUAAAAGCAAGGUAUUUUUACCCCAAAGAAAUUCCACAAUUUUAAUUCAUUGGGGAACGUUUUUUUUUUCUUUAAAAAAUGCUACAAUGCAGAAACUACAAUACAGGCAGUUUUGAAUUGAGCCUGAUAUUCAAAGACAUUAGGCAUACAAUCAGCAACAUCUUAGAUCGGUACCCCUUCAAUUUCAUCAAUCAUUGAUCAAUACAUUUGUUUUCCAAUACAUUUAUUUUUAUAUAUAAAAAAUAAUUCUGAGCCCUAGCUGAAAAUGGUAGAGAGCAGCAGCAGUGUAGAUGUCAGAGCUAACCUUUGGUUUUGUGGUUAGCAAAAUACGAUCAAAGAUAUUAUCAAAAGGACGCUAACUAGACCAUUCAACUGUUAAACUUGACUGUUCUGUAGUUGACUGUUAUGUGUAUUAACCUUAAAAAUAUAUAUAUAUAUAUUUUUUUUAAGUUUCUCUACACCUUGACAGUCUGUCUCGUUCUGGAGCUCCUCGGUGGCAUUCUGGCUCUGGCUUUCAGGCAUCAGGUACCAAUUAUUUUACAUUAUUAAACUCAUAAUCAUUAGCUUUCUCUCAAUCUCUAUGUACACAAAAAGGACUCAUGCCAUCUCUUAUUGGAUACAUUUACCUGGGCUUGUGCAAAGUUCUGAUUUUAAAGGGACAAUCAGCAGCUGCUACAUCCAUUUUUGGAUGUAUAAAUGAAUGAUGUGUACCCAUUUAUUCUUGAAGAAUAUAACUUAUAAAUGCCUCAUGAGCUUAUUUCAACUGUCGUACCCCAUCAGAGCCCAAAAUAUAAGCUUGUUUUACUCCAAUGUUUGUAAACAAAGUAAAUGUAAACAAACACUAUAUAGCCUCAAGAUGGUUAAAACUAUAAUUUUGAUAUCAUGGAUCCUUGCACCAAUAGCUCUGUCUAUGAAUUUGAGAGUGGUUACAUUUCUCUAGCCCCAUCCUUCAGCUUUUUACCAAAACGGUGUCUGGGAGGUGCUUUGCUAUUGUUUCUACUGCUGAUUGCUGCUUUAAGUUGGAGCGCUACCAAGUUAAUGAAACGUCUACAUUACAAUACGUUAACGGAGUGGGACUAAAUCAUUUGUUUUGUUAUCAGGAUAUUAACUGCCAAUUUGAUUUCAGAUUGCCACUUGUGGUUUCCAUGUAGGCAUUUUCAAAUGUAUUGUCUAUGAAAUUCCAUUCCCAUUGUGUUUUUAAAUAUGUGAACGAUUUCUGGCCUUUACAUUGUUAAGCCACUUUAACUUAUUUUACAUCAAGUUUUUAUUAUCUCAAUUCAUAGGAUUCAUACAAUACAUUUAUAGAUAUAUAUUUUUUUAGCCCCCCCACCGGCAAUCUGAUAAGCCACUUUAACUUCUGAGAAUGUGAGACACUUAAUUUUAUAUCCUCAUAAAUAAUAAAAAUCAACUAGUUAAAUUUUUUUUUAUUGCAUGAUGACCCUUUCCUGAUGUGUCAAAGACAAGAACUAGAUCAGCUUCAUAAGCACACUUCCAUUGGAUCUGUAUUGAAGAUUAGAUGUAGAAAACUCAGGAAUGUUUUUGGCAGAAGAAGAAAAAGAAUGGAGAAAGUUAUAGAAGCACAGCAUUUCAAUAUUUCAUAAAUAUUUCAGUUAAAAUUUAAACAGCAAUGACUGGUCUAAUCUGUAGAGAGAGAAUUGCCAUUCAAAUCUCAACAGUAACUAAUCCUCCAAUGGUGAAAUACAUGUUAUUGAAAGGUUUGAAUUGUAUUUAAACGUCUCAAGUCUGAACAUGAGCCUAUCAAAAAUAGGUUACACAGUAAUUUGUCUCUGAGGAAUUGCUCAUGACAGAAAUGUAGGUCGUUUUUAUUGAGAGGAGCAAUAUAGGGAGAGCUCAAGUGUUGGUCAGUGAAGAGUUCCCCAUUUUUAAAUGUAUUCAAUUGUUAUAAAGCUGCCUACACACUAAUAUCUCAACCCUACAGUCUUAAUACAUUUCAUACCUCUAUUUUUCUUUUCCACCAUAGACUGUGGAUCUCUUAAACAAAAACAUUCGCAAAGGAAUAGUGAAUUACUACGAUGAUCUGGAUUUCAAAAACAUCAUGGACUUUGUUCAGAGAAAGGUAAGAUUUCUGUUUGAAAGAUAAGAGGAUUUUCUUUUAAACUGUUUGCCAGCUUUUGCCUCUGAGAUCCUUUAUUGUGUUUUUCAUUGCUGUUGACCAAAUGUAAUUUGUGGAUAUUCACUUUGUGACAUAGUGGUAGGGUUUGGCAGACUUGACUCAAGGGCAAAGAGCGGUUUGUUGUAAUUAGAAGAUUCCUACUGGGUGGGAGAACGAUGGAUGCUGUCCAUGCAGCAUUUGGAGUUCUCCUUCUCACACCUAACCUUGGCCAAAUGUGUUAUUGGGAACUCAUUUUCACCAGCGAUCCUGCUUUGACAUGAAUUGUUACACAGGAGGACUACUGAUGAUAGAAAAGCAACCUACGUUUAUAUUUGUGAUUUAUUUUGAGCAUUAUACUCACAAUAUUUUAUUCCAUGAGCAACACAAAGCUGUUUGCAGAAUGGAAAACCGUUGAAGGAAAUAACUACUUGUAAAUUGGAACUGAAUGUUGGAGGACAGCUUUGUCUGUCUCCCGUAAUAGAACUUUGUGUCACACCGUCUCGAUUUUCUCCAACUGUGAUGUGUUUGACAUAUCCUGAAGCGCGUCAAACAAAGGAGCUUUAACAAUCCCCACUGAGGAAGGUAGUGGUGUUAGUUUGGACUUGUUGAUAGGAGGAGGUAAAUCAAUACAACUGCAUUGAGUGAGUGCUGCUGUCCCCUUUUAUAGCCUUGAAAACCCUUCCAGAUCAAUAGAAAGGAAAACUGUUUCUAAACUCACUAUUGAAUAAGAGUUUUUGUGUUCUAGCUCUUUUCCCCCUAGGUACUUUGACAGGGUUUUCAGAGAAUAUAUUUUUCUUAAGUGCAGGCUUAUGGUGAGAUGUUGAACUGCUUCAGAUUAGAAAGUGUUUGCGUCUACGUCAGACUUAUUUUUAGAGUGCGAGGGAGUAAGUGUAGUUCAGUUUGCUUUUAACUCUGAGGCGUCUCGCCAGCCAAGUUGGAGACUUGGCGGGAAAUGUAUGUAUUGUGUACCGUAGGAAGUCUUACAUUAUAGUUUUAGUGGCGUCCGAGGCACAGCUUUUUAGGGAGACUUGACAUUCUGCAACUGGUUUGAGACAUCUGCAAAUGUAUUCGUAUAAAAAAACGUUCACUUUACAGGAAUGUGAAAAGGUACACUAUUAAAAUGAGUUUGCAGCGACACGCAAAACAUUUGUGAAUGUUCAACGUCGGUCUUUACGCUUUUAAAGCAAAGGUCUCUGCUAUUCCAAGUCAUUACUUGUGUAUGUAAUGACUGUAAUUAUAGCAGGGUAUUUUAAUAGCACUCAUGGAUGCGCAUAUCUCAAGCCUCUUUGGCAGAACACUAGAUGGCUGAAUUAGAUUUCUGGCUCGGGUGUGAUAUAUUUCGCUUCUAGGUUUUGCGUGUGUCCAAAACUGACAUUUUAACAUUUUAGCACAGGCCAGUAUUUGUUUAUUAAUCUCUAGAUUAGGACGAGUAUUGCUUUGGCUUGGGUUAGUUCUUACGCUCUAAGUCUGAACUGGUCUACUUGGUCUCUUUGCUGAACCAUGGAGUUGGUGCAUAGCGCUGGUACAAUCUGCUGGAGAAAAGGUUACUUGCUAACCUCCCUAAGCACAACCAAGAUCUCAAAUCAAAUCAAAUUUUAUUGGUCACAUGCGCCGAAUACAACAGGUGCAGACAUUACAGUGAAAUGCUUACUUACAGCCCUUAACCAACAGUGCAUUUAUUUUAAACAAAAAAGUAAGAAUAAAACAACAACAAAAACGUGUUGAGAAAAAAAAAGCAGAAGUAAAAUAAAGUGACAGUAGGGAGGCUAUAUAUACAGUAAAAUAAAGUGACAGUAGGGAGGCUAUAUAUACAGGGGGGUACCGUUGCAUAGUCAAUGUGCGGGGGCACCGGCUAGUUGAGGUAGUUGAGGUAAUAUGUACAUGUGGGUAGAGUUAAAGUGACUAUGCAUAAAUACUUAACAGAGUAGCAGCAGCGUAAAAAGGAUGGGGUGGGGGGGCAGUGCAAAUAGUCCGGGUAGCCAUGAUUAGCUGUUCAGGAGUCUUAUGGCUUGGGGGUAGAAGCUGUUGAGAAGUCUUUUGGACCUAGACUUGGCACUCCGGUACCGCUUGCCGUGCGGUAGCAGAGAGAACAGUCUAUGACUAGGGUGGCUGGAGUCUUUGACAAUUUUGAGGGCCUUCCUCUGACACCGCCUGGUAUAGAGGUCCUGGAUGGCAGGGAGCUUUGCCCCAGUGAUGUACUGGGCCGUACGCACUACCCUCUGUAGUGCCUUGCGGUCAGAGGCCAAGCAGUUGCCAUACCAGGCGGUGAUGCAACCAGUCAGGAUGCUCUCGAUGGUGCAGCUGUAGAAUUUUUUGAGGAUCUGAGGACCCAUGCCAAAUCUUUUUAGUCUCCUGAGGGGGAAUAGGCUUUGUCGUGCCCUCUUCACGACUGUCUUGGUGUGUUUGGACCAUGAUAGUUCGUUGGUGAACUUUGCCUGUGCUUUACCUCAUGUUCUUGUAACUCAAUCAUGUCAGAGCCACUGUAUCUUAUUUAGUUCUCCAUCAUCACAUCCAUGUUUGUUUGUGGGUUUUCUUCAGGAAUAAACGUGUUCAUAGGUAAAGAUGCCCUGAUUUUUCUAAAUGAUUCUCUUACAAUCUAGAUUUAAAAAGCCACUCUACUAAGAGUGACUAGUUUACUGAAACUAGCUAAAUGCUGAAGUAAUUACCCUAGCUGUAUUUGAGAUGCAGAGCCAUUCAAAUGAGUUGGGGGACUGUCAUACGAAUGCCGCUGCUCGAAGAAAAACAAAAAGUGGACUAAUAUUUAUUCAUACAUUCCCCCAUGACAGCAGUUGGCUCAAUGAAUGAAUGCAGAAUAGUGAAUAUCCAUAUUAUUCAAGAAUAAGGUGGAAUUUACCUCUGGACAUUCUUAAUAACGGUGUUAAUUUUGAUCCCUUUACUGAAACUUUACAGGGUUCUAAAUGACCAAAUUAUGUUUCACAAGCAUAAUGCUAUACACUUAACUGUCAGAGAAUCCUAUCCAGCUAAUUGAAAUAAUUACUAGCAAAUUGCUCUAGGUGUUUUAAGAGCCUUUUCCGGUAUGAGAUUGGAAGAAAGCAGAUCCACAGUGUGUAUCUCAGCUCUUGUAAAUUAUAGUAAUUGCAAAAGCUCAAUGUGUAAACAACCUUGCUGUACCAGAGAAGAAAAGUUUGAAAUUGUACUUGAAGUUCAAACUAACAACAAUUUCUGGGUAAGUCUCUAAGAGCUUUGCACACCUGGAUUUUACAAAAUGUGCACAUUAUUCUUUUUUAAAUUCUUCAAGCUCUGUCAAGUUGGUUGUUGAUCAUUGCUAGACAACCAUUUUCAGGUCUUGCCAUAGAUUUCCAAGCAGAUUUAAGUCAAAACUGUAACUCGGACAUUCACUGUCUUCUUGGUAAGCAACUCCAGUGUAGAUUUGGCCUUGUUUUUUAAGUUAUUGUCCUGCUGAAAGGUGAAUUAAUCUCCCAGUGUCUGGUGGAAAGCAGACUGAACCAGGUUUUCCUCUAGGAUUUUGCCUGUGCUUAGCUCCAUUCCGUUUCUUUUUUAUCCUGAAAAACUCCCCAGUCCUUAACGAUUACAAGCAUACCCAUAACAUGAUGCAGCCACCACUAUGCUUGAAUAUAUGGAGAGUGGUACUCAGUAAUGUGUUGUAUUGGAUUUGCCCCAAACAUAACACAAACGUUUUUUGCAGUAUUACUUUAGUGCAUUGUUGCAAACAGGAUGUUUUGGAAUAUUGGUACAGGCAUACUAUUCUAUAACUGUUUUGAUUAUUAAUACAGCUGUGUUUGUUUCUGUCUGUUCUUUACAGUUCAAGUGUUGUGGAGGGCAGGAGUACAAAGACUGGGAAGUGAACAUGUACCAUAACUGUACAGCUCCUGGGCCGCUGGCUUGUGGAGUGCCUUACACCUGCUGCCUCCAAAACAAGGUCUCUGCUGCUCUUCCAUCAAGAGCUCAUUAUGCAAAUUACAAUAUAAUAGAUCUUUAUUUAAAUCUAUUUGAAUGCAAAUUUGAAAUAAAAUUAAAAUCUGUCACAGUACCCAACCCAACACCCCAAACACACACACACACACGACAGGCUGGGAGCAGCAGAGGGUCAGCUCAGCAGAGCAGUGACCGUGGAGCAGUUUUGGGGGUUUAAGUUUCUUGCUUGAGGGCAAACCGUCAGUAGCUAGCAUAGGGGAUAAUGAGGCCAGCAACCCUCCGGCUGCAGUUCACUCCCGCCUGCUUUUAUCCGUCAUCCCUGUGUUUCAAACCGACAACCUUCCAGUUACUGGCCCGCCUCUCUAACCUGUUUUCUCCAAAUGGCUGAAAAAUUCUGGUUAGUUACACUCAUAACUGAGCUGUUUAGCAUUGUAUUGUUUCAGCAGAGAAUGUUUUAUUGUCACAUACACCGGAUAGGUGCAGUGAAAUGUGUUGUUUUUACAGGGUCAGCCAUAGUAGUAUGGCACCCCUGGAGCAAAUUAGGGUUAAGUGCUCAAGGGGCACAUCGACAGAUUUUUCACCUUGUCGGCUCUGGUACUUAAACCAGCGACCUUUCGGUUACUGGCCCAACGCUCUAACCACUAGGCCUUAUUGGAGACCACAUCCAUAACAACACUGCAUGUACCCUAAUCCAUUUGCACACUUGUUGAAAACUAUUCAUCAAUAGCUUAGAUUUGAUCUCUGUUCAUCUCUAGAUGCCUUCUAUGACAUGUUGUUGUUCUGAGCCCUAAAUUUAACAGUAGGGUCGUUCUUGAAUUGUGGCAUUAUUUUUAUUUUUAUUUAUUUGGGUACCUCUUCCCAUUCUACAUCAACUAAUAUGACAGCUUAAUGACUUUAAAUAAUUGUUAUCAUUAUGAUAACAUUGUGCCACCAGUAGGAGUAGUAACACCAAUGACGAAAAUGCCAAUAACAAAUAGGUAAUUGAGGAUUUUCUUAAAUGGUGACCACAGAUGCUCAUCCUUCAAAAAUAAUUUACUGAAUUGAUAUGAUUAAUACUUUUGCUCACAAUGUAAUUCCUCUUCAUUUAAAUUGAGUCACACCAAUAACACUUUUUACUUAAGACGCACUAAAUUAUCAAUGGAAUCCUCAAAUUUAUGACCUACUAAAAGGCUGUGAUUCAUUUUCUUUAAUAUAGACCCCUUGCCUGAUACGUUUCCCACUGGAGGGAAUGCUCAAGGUCCUUGUAUAACUUUGUAAUGAUUGAUUUUCAAGGUGGUAACACCAAUAACAUAAAACUUAGGGACAUAUAUAUUUGUUUUAAACUAUUUGAAUAGCCUUAUUUGUUUUUAUUGAGCUAUACAAUAUAUGAAUUAUUUUUGUUUAUUUUCUAGCAUUCAAAAUAAUAGAUUUUUCUAAAUCCGAAAAAUAUGUCACUACAACUCUACUCAUCACUACUGGGACAAGCCUAUUUGCUUCCCCUUAGUACUUUUAAACAAUGCAUUAAAAUAUAGGAUUUGCAGUAUAAAGGACUUGCAUUAUGUUUUAUCAUUGAUAAACAGUUCAAUAUAAACAAAAACCAGUAUGAUGUGCAACUAUUUGUAAUUUUAAAGUGUUUUUCAUGGUUGCAGAGGCGAGGGACUCAAAUGCCAUCAGAUUUUAAUAUCACAGCUUGCAAUGCUUGCAAUGCAAUUCUUAUUUAUCUGGUCACAGACUUACUCAUCUGAAAUAAAAUGGGAAAAUUGUUGUCAGGUGCUAAUUUGAGUCAACAUUUCUUUUUUAUAUGUUGCAACCAUUGCCAGAAACAUUGCACAUGGGGAAAGAGGGUAAUCGUGAUCUUCGUUAAUCAACAUCAUGGGGCUGUGAUUUGGUUCUGUAUUUACUCAUAGCUAAAUAGAAACAUUUAUUGAAAAGAUUAAUGUUGUGAACUGUCUAAAAAUCUGACUGAAAAAACAUUGCAUUAUUAAUUUGCUGAGAAAGCAAUUGAAUGUAUAAGUAAGAAGGUACACACAAACCAUCAAUCAGCAGGGGUCCGGGGCAAGGUAGCGCGCCAGGUGAAGUUAGGUCAAGGGUCCACAGCUGCAGUCAGAACAGCAGCACUGGAUCAUCAGCUGGAACAGGUGGACUGGGGACAAGGAACAGCCAGGAAUCAUCAGGUCAGGCUGUCCUCAGGCACGGUCCUAGGGCUCCGGCCCUCUGGGAGGGGAGACGUAGAGACCCCAUGUUUUGUGAGUGCUGUCUGUGGAUGUGAGCUUUUACCAUCUCCUCUCUCCUCUCCCUCUCUCUCUCUGAGAGCACAGCUAACCAGGCAGGGUGUCACUCAGCAGAACUGGCAACCACUUUGUGCUAUUAAGAAGUACAGAGAGGACAUAGGCAGCCGGGGACGGGGGUUAUGCUGCCAUGCCACUGUAAGAGGAUCUGGCUCUGAAUCCUAAUAUGUUGUCCUGAUGGCUCUGAAUCCUAAUAGUGGUUCUGAUUUUAAAUGGAAAGGUAAAAAAGACUCAGUCUAUUUAUUAAACUGAUUAUGGACAUGGAAACCUUUUGUCUAAUGUUGUCACAGAUUUCAAGUUUUAACCUGAUUUGUCAAAAUAUGCACGCUCUAUAUUUCAAGCUCAUGGUUUUCUCCAUAUAGUUGCUGGGAUUUGAGAUGUAGUAGCAGAGAACCUUCAGGGUAAACCCCCGCCCAUCUGGCUUAAUGUGUUCUCUUAUCUCUAAACUCCAGAUAUUGACACCUCACAAGGAUUCACAGAAAAGCGUGAGACAAAAAACCUUGCAUUGUUUGUCCACAAUUAAGAUCCAGUCUCUGAAGGGAAUAAAACAUUGGAACAGUCUGGAAAAUGUCUGUCUUAGCUCUUGUUGUUUUAAACAAUUUUGAUCUAUUGACAUUUCAAAUGCCUCUACUUGGCAACUUUCCUGAAGUGUCCGAUUUGUUUUUAAAUGCCUGUCAAAAUGCCCAUGGUCAUGCCAUCAUUGAGCAAAAAGAUUGAAAGACCACUAUUGUUGUUUUCUGAACAUGCACAGUUGCUCAGGGAUAUUUGUGUCAAAAUACCCUGAAUAAUGUAUACCUUUAUCAUUCAAGUGGAAUUAAUUCAAGUAAAAUACAAUGGACAACUUCUCACAGCAUCAUUUUGUCUAUAAAAAGAGGUACACAGGAAAAAAAGCUGAAGCCAGUAGAUUUCUCUAGUGUAGGUCAUUCAGGGCUGCAUUGAUGUGUUGUGUGUUUUCCCUCACUUAUUACAGUCUACUGUUUCUACCUUUUAAUAAAUGAUGGGGAUCGUGUUUUUUCUUUUUGGCAAUGUUUAACCUCUUAAAAAUCGGACCCUUUUUUUCAAUUUUUGCCAAAAAUGACAUAUCCAAAUCUAACAGCCUGUAGCUCAGGACCUGAAGCAAGGAUAUGCAUAUUCUUGAUACCAUUUGAAAGGAAACACUUUGAAGUUUGAGGAAAUGUGAAAUUAAUGUAGGAGAAUAUAACACAUUAGAUCUUUAAAUCGAAGUCUUAGCAAAUAUUUUAAAUAGGUUUAUUGGUUGCUCUUUUGAGCAUGUCCUCGGGCUGGAUAUUGGCCUACAUAUCCAUUGUGUAAAUCAUUUGAACAUGCAGAGUUUUGUGUUGGCUUGUGUUUUGUGUUCCCUAAUGCGAUGACUGAUUUGUGAUCUCUCUCUGAGGGGUAAUGGCUAUGUAGCUAUAAGCUGGACUCCAAGUAGCCUGAAAUCCAGAACCUGUUUUGCUAACAUUCCACUCCUUGUACUCUGUGUAAUUAGCAUGACAAGGAGUGGCAUGUUAGCUGAAACAGACUGUUACCCAGGCUACUAGCCAAAGGGCCAAACUUCUAAAAUAGUUCAACUAGACCAAGGCUUCCCAGCCUGUUUGACAUGAGAUCUAAUAUUUCUAACACCAAUUUUAGAAGAUCGACAAGUCAAAGGGUUCCCACGUUUAGACAUUUUAUUAACUUUCCCACAACUUUGUACACACACAAGCAUCAAGCUGUUUGACACUGUUUGAGAAAAGCAAAUUGAGAUUGUAGAGGAGAUUCCUCAAGAUGCUGAAUUCUCUGGAUAAUCCUCAUCAAAUGUAUCCUAACUUCAAAUAUGCUUGUGUAACCUGCCAAUAAUGUGUUGAAAUAUGUUACAUCGCUUUGACGUAGUGUUAUCUUGCCUUUUCAGCCUAAUGAAGUUGCCAACACACUAUGUGGAUAUAAGCUCCUUGACAAAGAGGUAAGACAGUCUGAACGAAAUGUUGUCUCUCACCGUCUCAAUUUCUGAAAUGUGGAAGUCUAAAUGUGAAAUGGAUGUGUACCGAUGUCAUACAAAGGAACAGUGCAGACAAAUAACCAAAGUGUCAAAUUAAUCUUUGCUUUUUAAACACAUAUGAAAGACCAUAUCACACACAUCAAUCAUACGUAUUCAUAGCUGUUAGAAGUAGUGGUGUAGCAGUACCCCCACCCCCAAACAUCUUCCCCGUGGCCAUGUACGUAUUCACACACAGGCCUGCCAUUCCAUGUUUACACUGUACAUUGUGUCCCUCCUGUCAGAGGCUGGCCUUGCAGAACGACAUCUACAUCAGAGGUUGUACUGAUGCUGUCUUCAUCUGGUUAAUGGAUAACUAUAAGACAAUGGCUGGCUUGCUGCUUGGCAUCUUAUUCCCCCAGGUAAGAGCUAACCACCAUGUCAGACUGACAUCUGAUGUCCACCAAUAUUACACAAUUAAUGGUUCACACAGUGAUGUCGUGGGCUCAGAACUUUGGUUAAUGGCUUUAGCAGAAGGCAGGUACUGGUGUAAAAAAAUGCCAGCGAUUAUUGACAGAUGGAAAGUAUGCAGUUAUAUUGUGAGCUCUUUUUCAUGUUUGAUUUAGGAAAUCACAUACGAAAUUGUUUAGUUCAUGAAUUUAUCCUAUUACACAGAUUUGUGUGGUGGAGUUUAUCAGUUUCUAUAAUGGUCUCAUAUCUCGACUAGAGAGGAUGAUGCAUCCUCCUUAUCAGUUUCUAAACUCAGCCUCAGAACAAGUCAUUGAUUGGCACAUUGGACACUUUCCAUUGGUUUCCAAUUGCAUGUCCAUCUUAUCAAGGACAGAGAGAAAACAGGAGAAAUGUGCAAUAUAGAAUUUACAUUUUAAAAUUCUGUGUGUAGUUUCUCAGAACAUAUUAUGAGCAUUUUGAGUUAUUCUAGCUGUUGGUACAAAUACAACUAAUACGAGCUGGCAGGUUGAAAAAUGCCCUAAAAUAAGGCCCGUUUUUUUUCACCAUUACUUCAAAACUACGGCAAGCAGCUCGGACAUAUGGUAAUAUUAUGAAACUGGCUCCAUGGCGGAUGCAAUUAACUAGUUUUUAUCCACUUUUAAUCAUCACCACAAUAUAUCUAGUCCACGCUUAUCAAUCUGCGGUAGAAAAACCCCCAAACCCAUUUUUCAGGUAUGUGUAAUGUUUUUGUUAAUUGCAUUACUGUGAACCGAGCCUCCAUCUGCUGCAUAACUACUCUUUCUUUAGAUUGGUUUCUGUUGUUUAUAUGCAAUCAUGAAAAGUCUAGAGACAGAAUUCAAUCCCUCUUUGUCAGCUAUGCACCUUUUUUGAAAGGCAGUGUUCCCGUGAAUGUAGUAACAUUGCUUUUUAAAAGCUACAUAGCCGAGUCGACAGAGAGCGAUCGGAUUGAAUCCCAGCCCUGUGCCGAGCCCGCUAUAAGUCGGAUCUACCGCUGAUUGGAUUGAAUCCCGGCUUAAGAAUUGAAAUAUCAAAACCCUACUACUGCAUUCCUUCCCAUGUCAAGCGCAGUAACUGAUUUUAAUGAGGAACUACAGUGCAUUCGGGAAAGUAUUCAGACCCCUUCACUUUUUCCACAUUUUGUUACGUUACAGCCUUAUUCUAAAAUGGAUUAAAAUGUUGUUUUCUCCCCUCAUCAAUCUACAUACAAUACCCCAUAAUGACCAAGCAAAAACAGGUUUGUAUACAUUUUUGCAAAUGUAUUACAAAAAAUGAAAUAUCACAUUUACAUAAGUAUUCAGACCCUUUACUCAGUACUUUAUUGAAGCACCUUUGGCAGCGAUUACAGCCUCGUCUUCUUGGGUAUGACGCUACAAGCUUGGCACACCUGUAUUGGGGAGUUUCUCCCAUUCUUCUCUGCAGAUCCUCUCAAGCUCUGUCUGGUUGGAUGGGGAGCGUUGCUGCACAGCUAUUUUCAGGUCUCUCCAUAGAUGUGUGAUCGGGUUCAAAUCCGGGCUCUGGCUGGGCCACUCAAGGACAUUCAGAGACUUGUCCCGAAGCCACUCCUGCGUUGUCUUGGCUGUGUGCUUAGGGUUGUUGUCCUGUUGGAAGGUGAACAUUCGCCCCAGUUUGAGGUCCUGAGCGCUCUGCAGCAAGUUUUCAUCAAGGAUCUCUCUGCACUUUUCUCCGUUCAUCUUUCCCUCGAUCCUGACUAGUCUCCCAGUCCCUGCUACUGAAAAACAUCCCCACAACAUGAUGCUGCCACCACCAUGCUUCACCGUAGGGAUAGUGCCAGGUUUCCUCCAGACGUGAUGCUUGGCAUUCAGGCCAAAGAGUUCUAUCUUGGUUUCAUCAGACCACAGAAUCUUGUUUCUCAUGGUCUGAGAGUCCUUUAGGUGCCUUUUGGCAAACUCCCAGCGGGCUGUCAUGUGCCUUUUACUGAGGAGUGGCUUCCGUCUGGCCACUCUACCAUAAAGGCCUGAUUUGGUGGAGUUCUGCAGAGAUUGUUGUCCUUCUGGAAGGUUCUCCCAUCUCCACAGAGGAACUCUGGAUCUCUGUCAGAGUGACCAUCGGGUUCUUGGUCACCUCCCUACCAAGGCCCUUCUCCCCCGAUUGCUCAGUUUGGUCGGGCGGCCAGCUCUAGGAAAGGUCUUGGUGGUUCCAAACUUCUUUCUUUUAAGAAUGAUGGAGGCCACUGUGUUCUUGGGGACCUUCAAUCCUGCAGACAUUUCUUGGUACCCUUCCCCAGAUCUGUGCCUCGACACAAUCCUGUCUCGGGCUCUAUGGACAAUUCCUUCGACCUCAUGGCUUGGUUUUUGCUCUGACAUGCACUGUCAACUGUGGGACCUUAAAUAGACAGGGGUGUGCCUUUCCAAAUCAUGUCCAAUCAAUUUAAUUUACCACAGGUGGACUCCAAUCAAGUUGUAGGAUGAUCAAUAGAAACAGGAUGCACCUGACCUCAAUUUGGAGUCUCAUAGCAAAGGGUCUGAAUACUUAUGUAAAUAAGGUAUUUCAUUUUUUAAUUUUUAAUAAAUGUGCAAACAUUUUUAAAAACCUGUUUUUGCUUUGUCAGUAUGGGGUAUUGUGUGUACAUUGAGAUUUCCUUUUUUUAUAUAUAAAUCCAUUUUAGAGUAAGGCUGUAAUGUAACAAACUGUGGAAAAAGUCAAGGGGUCUGAAUACUUUCCGAAUGCACUGUAUAUCCAUUCGGAAUAUGAGUGUGUUUGGCAUGCUGGAUGGGCCUCCCAGUUAUGAAGGCUUCUCCACUGCAUAGAUUACAUAUUUGGUUAAUGUGACAUACACAUUAAUUCCCUAUGGAGACAGAGCUUUGAUUUAUGUUGUUUGCCAGAGUCCCCUAUAGACGGGCCAAGACAGAACAGUAUUUACACAGUAGUGAGUCUAGAUGAGUGCAUAACUUGUUGUUCUACCCUUACAGCAUUUUGGGGUAAGGGUAGUUGGGAGACAUAAGCAAGAACCCUCUCAAUAACUGACUUGAGCUGAAUACAUUGAAGAAAUGUAUUGUUGUACAUGUAGGUUCACUGUUGAAGUGUGACCUUGAUGAGUAAGGGAAUUUGAAGGGCUUCCUUGUUUUUAACUUACAUGCUCCUCUACCAUAGCUGGUAUUAAUUAGGUACUUAUGUCCGGAAGGAACAUUUUUCUCCUGCAGUCGGUGAAAAUGCAGAUAAGGUGUUUCAUAACGGUCCCAAGAGCCUUGUUCAUUACAUGCUCCAUAAAAUGUCCUGUUAAUUAGCUAUGUUUAUUUAUAAACAAUAUUGCCACUUGUAUCUUGUAUAAAAAGGGAUGGAGAGCGCUACAGGGAUACACUUGUAGAUAUUUAAAGAUGGAGAUUGUUCUUUGAUUACCACUAAUAAGUUUGAAAAUUGUAUGCGUCAGUGUCUGAGACUUUGUUGAGAGAGUAGUCUACUGUGAAGGGCAAAUUAUGUCACAUGUUAAGAGCUUUCCACACCUAAAUUGUGCAACAUUUGCCCAUUAUUCUGAAAUAAAUUUUUCAAGCUUUGUCAGAUUGGUUGUUGAUCUUUGCUAGACAACCAUUUUCAGGUCUUUCCAUAGAUUUUCAAGCAGGUAGUCAGUAAUGUGUUGUAUUGGAUUUGCCCCGAACAUGACACUGUAUUCAGGACAACUUUUUUUGCAGUAUUACUUUAGUGCCUUGUUGCAAAACGGAUGUUUUGGAAUAUUUUUAUUCUGCACAGCCUUCCUUCUUUUCAUUCUGUCAAUUAGGUUAGUAUUGUGGAGUAACUACAAUGUUGUGGAUCCAUCCUCAGUUUUCUCCUGUCACAGCCAUUAAACUCUGUAACUGUUAUAAAGUCACUUUUGGCCUCCCGUUGAAAUCCCUGAACGGCUUCCUUCCUCUCCGGCAACGACGUUAGGAAGGACGCCUGUUUCUUUUGUAGUGACUGGGUGUAUUGAUACACCAUCCAAAGUGUAAUUAAAACUUCACCAUGCUCAAAGGGAUAUUCAAUGUCUGUUUUUUUUUUGUUUUUUUUACCCAUCUACCAAUAGGUGCCCUUCUUUGAGAGGCAUUGGAAAACCUCACUGGUCUUUGUGGUUGAAUCUGUGUUUGAAAUUCACUGCUCAACUGAGAGACCUUAGGUAUGAGGUAGUCAUUCAAAAAUAAUGGUAAACACUAUUAUUGCGUCUGCAACUUAUUAUGUGACUGGUUAAACACAUUUUUACUCCUGAAUUUAUUUAGGCUUGCCAUAUCAAAGGGGUUGAAUACUUAUUGACUCAAGACAUUUCGGGGUCGUUUCAUUUUGAAUGAAUUAGUUAAAAAAAAUGAAAAACAUAAUUCCACUUUGACAUUAUGGUAGGCCAGUGACCAAUAAUCUAAAUUUGAUUAAUUUUAAAUUCAGGCUCUAACACAACAACAUGUGGAAAAAGUAAAGGGGUGUGAAUACUUUCUGAAGGCACUGUAUGUGGUCCCACACAUUGACAAUCACAUUUAGUAUUGGAGGGAACACAACUUGGAGGGUAUUGACUAAAGACAGCUUUUGUGUUUCACAGUAUGUGGCUGUAAAAAGGAUUAAGUCUUCUGACUGGCACUUUUAAUCAUUAAGUCCAUUGUCUACUCACUUUCUAUUGAUUGGAAGGAGCUGUGGCUGCCUGUCUCUGGGAAUAAAUGUUGAUCUCUAUCACCUGAAGCUACAGUACAUGUAGGCAAAAGUGAGUUGUCGAAUGAAGUUGUUCCCUGAGGUCCCGUAGUUGAUUGGUUUGAGGGUAUUUCUACUGAGCUACUAAUGUUUUAUUGAUGUUGCCACAUUGAAUGAUUAAUCCUAUGUCAUCUAGUCAUUAGAGCAAUCCUCCCACAUACUGUACAUUAUAUACUAUGACACUCUGUCUGAUAAAAUGAGGCUGGCUUUCAUAGACGGUUUGGUUGUUUUGCAACAAAACCGUUUCAUGCGUGACUAUAGGGCUAAACAGACAGGGUUGGUUUAGAUUGUUGACAAUGUUUAAUGAAAAUGUAAAUAGGUUUGCACAAAUCAGCACUUGUUGUCUCUCAAAUACAUUGUUACAAUUGUUGGUUGGUUAGCUAGUGAAUUUUAGCCAUAUUAAAAUAGAUAUGACAUCAGUCAAAACACCUCAAAUCAUGGUAUCAACAACAAGAUAAAACUAGCUGAAACGAGCCAUCUACGAUUCCCCACAUGGCAGCUUCUUGUCAUUGUUGGUAGCUAUCAGACCAUCCAGAAUCACAACAACACCUUAUUGAAGCGCGCGCAUCGUUUUCUAGAAGUUGUCAGCUAACCCGUCUAUUUGAAACAGGCCAAGGUCGAACAAGUGGUCAGACAGCCUUAGAUUUGAUUAGCCAUCUGGCCACUUGAAAUGGCAGUACACUUUUAUGUCUGAGUUUCAGACCCCUCAGUCAAUUAGUUAUGGAACUAAAAUGAUAUAGCUGACUUGACUUGCUGGCUACAGCACUUUAACAUGCAAUACAACCACAAGGAUACCGUCAAAGAAAGUAAAUUCUUCAUACAUUCUUAACCAUAGCUUUUUACCUUAAGAUGAUACAGAUGUACUGUAUGGGUUAUUUAAUGCGUUCUGCACAGUUCUUCUUGAUAACAGUAAAGUCAAAUACUCUGCAGUGUGAUUUGCUAUAGACAUACAGUAGCUUAAGCGCUAGAAUCAGCACAAGCAAUGUCUGCCUGUUCAUAGAUCAUUGCAGCUCUUGUCUGUUUCAGGUCUGUGCUUUUGGUUGAAAAUGCAUGCUUAUUUUUUUUGGAAAUGUAUUUUGUAUCAAGGACAAAAUUUCAUGAUGUAAAACAGAAUAAAUUGCUUAUUGGAAACCCCCUCCCCCAAAGAAAAAAGGCAGUGGUCAGUAAUGCACUGCAGGUCCAAAGUGCCCCAAUCUUUCUGCUAACAGCACAUUGAACUAGGCCUUGCUAAAGCAAGGUCAUCUACCCCAAGGGCAUAGUUCAAUACUCUAUUUCCCAUCUCUGACUCUGAAUCUCCUUGUGUUUGCAGUUCUUGGGUGUGAUCAUUAGCUGGCUCUACAUCACACGAGUGGAGGAUGCCAUUGCUGAGUAUGGUAACUACCAGGAUGGACUGCUGGACGCAGGGGACAGUGAUGGCUUCAGGGAACCCAAGAAGCAGGGCAGAAUGGCUAAAUGUUGCAGGUGCAUGCCAGAGAUUGACUGA